Ruditapes philippinarum (Manila clam) is the source of this 5438-nucleotide messenger RNA. Its product is annotated as low-density lipoprotein receptor-related protein 4-like. The coding region runs from base 72 to 3773 and encodes 1233 amino acids. Lineage: Eukaryota; Metazoa; Mollusca; Bivalvia; Venerida; Veneridae. The transcript is spliced from 21 exons. Gene Ontology annotation, molecular function: calcium ion binding. The record is from RefSeq and is a predicted model, not a curated record.
UCGUUAAAGCCGUGGAUAUUUGUCCGACAUAUCAGUUUUGUGUUCGCUUAAGUUAAACAUUUUUUUUAAUUAUGGAAAUAAAAACGGAUGUCCUAAUUCUAACAGUGUUGUUUCUGGCGACAGUGCCUUUACAAAAUGUUGUUUGGGCGCAACUGACCGGUGCUGAUUUCGAGCACUCAAUUGUCGUCUCUUCUUGGAUGAAAAAUAUAUCUGCGACACAAAAUAAGCACAUACGCCUGUUACCAGGAACCUUGUAUGACGCUGGCAAUAUUACUACUACAAGAUAUAUUUGGUUUACGGAAUUCAACACAAGGCUGCUCAACAUUGAUGUCGACUAUGUCAGAAAUAGACUUUACAUUUAUGACUGGCACACGGCUACUAUAUAUGCAGUGGAAAACUUAAACUGGAGAGGAGAUUCUGCCAACCUUUCCGUGACUGUUAUUCAUUCUGGUUUAUCAAGGUCUUCAACUCGUAUAUCCGUAGAUUGGGUCUCAAACAAUAUAUAUUGGUCGGAUGCUAUAUAUGGUUGGAUUGUGGUUCAGUCUGCAGACAAAGAAGACGAGUACAAAAUUCUGGUAGACAAUGACAUUGAAAAGCCUUACGCAUUAGUGGUUGACCCCAUUAGCAAGUAUAUGUUUUGGAGUGAUAUCGGUCGCAAUGUGAAAAUUGUACGGGCGUCUUUAUCAGGUACUGACAUGGAAGCUAUCAUCACAACUGGGUUGGUGUUUCCGAUAAGUAUUGCCAUUGACCAAGAGGAUAGCCGAUUAGUUUGGGUUGACUGGUCUCGUGACACGUUGGAAACCAGCGAUUUCAACGGGGAUUCUCGGCGUGUUAUUAGCAGAUUGUCACACACGGAAUUCUAUGACGUUGCAGUGUUUAAGGAUCUGGUGGCUGUAACAGAAUUGAAAAAUGGAACUUUAUUAGUGUUUAACAAAAAUACAGGUGAACUGUUUCAAACCCUCAGACUGACAGGUGGUGAUCCUUUUGUUGCUGUUACACUAUAUACUGCAGAAGCUCAACCGCCGCAAGUUGAUGGUUGUUCAAGUUUCGGUUGUAGCCACAUUUGUAUAAACGAGAAGAAUGGUCCAGUAUGUUUGUGUAAAGAAGGCUAUACUCUCAAUCAAGAUGGCGUUUAUAAAACAUGUUCAGAGGACCUAGGUGCAUACCAUCGUGCGGUUGUGACUUCCAAUGCCAGUAGCAUUUGCUUAAAGGAUUUUCGAACUCUUACAUCAAAUGUCAAUGCAAACAUUUCCGACUGUUUCCUAAAAGGUGGAACCGCCAUCUCGCAAUUUGACAUUGAUAUGAAUGAACGCAAGCUAGUGUAUGUUGACGGCAGAGAAAUAAUCAGUGUCAAUAUUGGUGCGAAUCCCGUAAAACAGAGACUGCUAUCAGCUACAGGAACAAUUACAGGUAUUGCCAUUGACUGGCGAGAUAACAACGUGUACUGGUGUAUGGGUGGACUCGCAGGUAAAAUCAGCGUGGUUUCACAGGAAACAGGAAUGGGAUACAACUUGAUCACAACUAAUAUUGCGUACCCGAAACAUCUCAAUAUUGCUCCCUUUCACAGUAUUUUAGUAUGGAUAUCAGGGUCAGCUGGUUCACAGAAAGUAGAAAAAGCUGAAUUAGAUGGUUCAAAAAGAGUUACAUUGUUUACCAGUACGUCGUUGGUUGAUAUGAAAGGAUUAACGAUUGAUUUAUCAACGACCACUAUAUACUUCAUUGAUGAUACCCAAGUCAAAAGUUGUGACUUUGAGGGGAAACAAUUGACGACAUUGGCGCCGACAUCAACUUUAAUGUCACCGAUGCUCGUCCUGUCUUACAAGAAUUUUCUUAUCAUUGCCGACGAUUCUUUCGCUAGCAAUGUUAUAAAGGUUUUUGAAAAGAAAUCUGAACCAGUAUUAAAGUACCAGAUGUCCAACAUUGACUUGGUUUCGUUGACGGACUUUCAUGUGUUAGAUGCAGCACUGCAGUCCGAGCAGCAGGGUCCAUGUGCUAUACUCAACGGAGACUGUGAACAGAUUUGCAUUCCAAUUGGCAGAAAUAGGAUUUGUCAGUGUGAAUACGGGUACCAGCUUGACUUAGACAAGAGGAAAUGUUCUUCAACUCCUAUGACAGACAACUUUCUCGUGGUUACUGACUGGACACAUAAUACGAUAUAUCAGGUGUCCCUAGUUAACGAUGAGGUCAGAGCUAUUGACACGGACACUUUCGGGAACCCAAUCGCUAUUGCUUAUAAUUUUAUCACAAGGCAGCUAAUGUGGAGUACCAAGGAAUUGAUUCAUCAACUUAGUCUGGAAAAUCAUAAUUAUAAAGUUUUCUUUAAUACGGAGCUACUAGGGUGCUAUGCAGAACUUUUCGCUAUCGACUACCCGAGUGGAAACUUAUACUACACCGCUAACCCCACUUCACAGACAGGAUUUGUUGGAAUUGGUGUUAUAUCAACUAAUAGUCUUCACAAACGUGUCCUUCUUGCUGGAUCAAAACCAAGAGAUAUUGUUCUCGAUUCAGAAGAAGGACUGAUGUUUUGGACAGACCAUGGUUAUAAUCCUCCCUAUGUAGCAAGAGCAAACAUGGAUGGUACAGACGUUAAGCAAAUAAUUAACAACGGUCUUGUCUGGCCAAAUGGUCUGGCAAUUGAUACAAAAGCUAAUGUACUGUACAUAACCGACGGUAAAACAAACAUAAUAUACAAAUGCUCAUACCAUGGUGUUUGCACGAACCAUUUUACAGACAGCGGGUCUCAUCUUAUGGAUAUAACAUUACUUGGUGAUUAUAUGUACUACACUGCUCGGAAUAGACCGUAUAUUUCCAAAUUAUCCAAGACAAACCCUUCAAGUGUUAUUAAAGUCGGUUACAAGCCGGAAUUAGGGAGAUUGGAUUCGCUAGCACUUUAUAGUUCAAUGCUUGAACCAUCACAAUCAGCAGCCUGCUCUGAGAAUAAUGGGCGUGGUCCAUGCAGUACAUUUUGUCUGCCUAAAAAUACCGGGUACAAGUGUGCAUGCGAAGACAACGUAGCACUAAGAAGUGAUGGCAAAACAUGUGAAAAUGUUGAACUGCGGACAACAACUACACCUACUAUUCCUACUACUCCUCCCACUACUACUACACCUACAACUACUCCUGCUCCUACUACUACAACUACUACUACUAAACCACCAGAACAUUCAACUAGUUUCCCAAAAACUACAUCUUCAUUGGAACUGCCAACGACUUCGCCAAGUCCAAAGGGACCAAUAUCUUCACCAAAAGCGACCCCGUCAACAUCCAAACCGAAAACGCUACCAAUUGCGGCUAUUGGUGGGGGCACUGGCGGGUCUGCAGUCGUGAUCAUUGUCAUAAUUGUCCUAGUUUGUGUUAUCGUUAAAAGGCGCAACAAUAGUGGAAACAAAGGCGGUGACAGUGUGACUUAUAAUCAUUUUGCUUCUGACAUAGCCUAUUUGACACCGCCUGCUGAUAGCCCAAGCAGACCCGAUUCAACUUAUGAUGUUAUAGGCGGCUUUGAUGAGCUGGAAAAUAAGAAAAAUCAAGAGAGUGAAUGCACGAGCUUGGAAAAGAAACAGAAUGAGUAUGAACAAUUAAGCUUCAAGAGAAAAGACGUUCCAACAAGCGAGUUUAGACCAUCUGCAGUUCCAAACGUAUAUGCAGGCAUGCAUGAGUCUACAAUAAUUACAGGUGAUGUACUGCAAGAUGAUUACUUGCAGCCAUUUCAUGCCAAUCCAAGUUUCUCCUCCGAUGAUACCGACUUCAAUAACCCUGUUUAUUUAGAUGAAUAGAAGUAUCACAAACCCAAAACUCCAAUUUUCUAACAUCAACAGAUCUACAGCAAAUAAUAAACACUGGAAUCGCGAGUUUUGAGCCCUAGUUCGAGUGAAAAUGAUAUUGUUUAUAACUACUUUUUGUCAUAGGUCUCUCGAGGUCCAGGGACAAAUGAAAACAAUGUGUAUACACUGAAAUUUUACACGGUAUUAAAUUUGCCUGAAGUCAGUGACGUAAUUGUUUGAAUAAUCUUGAUGAUAUUCUGAAAGUACUUAAUCGGAUUAAAUCAUGUUGAAGCGAAUAGUAAAUAUAUUAACAACUGUAUAAUUAAACCAGUUAACAAGGUGAUGUUUUGUUAGGGAACUUUUUAUUCUCUUACCAUAUGAACUUGUGUUAGUUAACUAGGAAAAUCAGAUACAGAUAUUGCUUAAGCUUUAUUCUUCAGUAAUACCCUAAAUGGUAUGAAAAGAACAUUUCACUGCAGUAAUUAUGUAUACAUUUUGUACAUUUUUUUAUUGAAAAGCCCUUUCAUUAUAAAUAGCAAAGAAGGUUGAUUUAAACAUAGUUUUCACUUUGUAUUGUAUAUUUAGGUGUAUGAAUGAACUUUACCAAACACACACUUUGGUUAUUUUACCAAUCUGUACACUUGAUUUUUAACCUUUGUUUAUACUUGUAAAUGUUUUAUUGACAUUUCAAAACAGUUUAAAGAUCAAUGUUUAAAUCAAUGGAUGACUUUUUUCUCUACGUAACGAUAUUUCUGUUACCUUCAAUUAUAUUGAUGAUACGAGUGUAACAAUUAAACUCCUUAUCAAAGCAAUUAUAUAUAGCACAAAUGAUAAGUUAGAAGGAUUGUUACUUUCACGAUCGGAUCUUCUAGUCUAAUAUUCCGAUCGUGUCAUAUUUUACUAGUCUGAGAUUCCAUUCUGUUUAUCCAAUUCAAGGUACAUAAUGCCUCAGAAACAAAUAAAUUUUAUCUUCUUUUGAAAGGACAAACAUGAAUCUUGUUACCUGAAAAAAUAGCGAUAAAUGUGAAAUAACUUGUCAUAAAUGUAUCAAAAUGAAAACAAAAUAGUUCUUGACUUCAGUACAAAAUACUCAUUUAGUUAAAUUAUAUUUAUUGUCAAAAAGCAACAGGUAAAAAUAAUGGUUCGGGUGAUUGGCCAAUGAGUAACUUUUAUUGAUACUGUAAAAGUACAAGAACAUUAAAAAGCUUUGAGACAUAAACAUAAAGAAUUUUUUGAGGUAUGAUGGACCUUUAAGAAAUGAAUGUUAUUAUUGAGCAUGAGAUUCAUUUUGAACAAUGUAACGUACAUCCUUUAUGGUUUAUCUUAACUGACAUGUCGUUUGAACUAUUCGGAAUCUUUUUGUAAUAUAACGGGAUCUUUUUAGUAACAUUAUUUUCAGAAUGUUGUAUAUAAUUUCAAAGACUAUAUUCAAAUGUUUGAGAUAUUAUGAAAAGUGUUGUGAUUUUUUUUGUAAUAUAAAUGGAUCUUCUUUGUAAGACGUUUUUAGAAAUUUGUAUAUAAUUUGAAUGUGUAUGAUCCAAGACUAUACAUGUAUUCAAAUGUUUGAGAUGUAAAUAUAUAUGUUGUAUAUGUACAUGUACAUUGGUCGUCUUUGUGAACUUUAUGGAACAAGAAUGCGGUGUAUUUAUAAUGCUAAUAAAAUCAAAUGUAACCGUA